GCUGUUUCUCCUCCUUCAGGCGACUCCUAACGCUGCUCCUCGAGCUCUAGUCGACGGCGAGAGGGAUCCGGGUGUGGCGUCGCGGUGAGGACGGCGGACGGCGCUGCUUCUCUCCCUUUCAGAUGUCGCUGGUUCGGCGGCCGGUGCUGGUGCAUGGCGACGUCCGGCUUCUGCUUCUUCAUCGACAGCGACGCGACUAAGGGCGAGGACGGCGGUGGUUGGCGGUUCUCUGUCAACGAUGGCACUGCGAGGAGGAUAAUCGGCGACGUCGCGAUUUGGAGUCCUGGGCAGUUGGCGGCGUCGCGGACCAGCGCUAUGGUGAAGCGAGAUGGCGAGGCAGGGAAGGCGGAUGCGAAUUCUAUUUCCCGGCAGCUUCGCGGCGAGGAGAGAUGGCAGAUGCGGGCUGGAUUGCCGUCGGUGUCACUGUCCUCUCCCCUCCUUCAGGCGGCUGCUGCUGGAUUCCUUCGCUGCUUCUUCCCGGCUAGUUUUCCGGCGAUUCUUUGGACGAAGAACAGAGAUGUCAUCUAGUGUGGGCUCCUGAAGCCCGAUGAGCUCAGGGAGCUCAUCUGAGUUUACCUUCCCGAUUAUGGACUAUGAUGACUACUCACAGUUUUUGAUAGGCGAAGACCCCUAUGUUCCUGGCUACGCUC
This is a messenger RNA of Ipomoea triloba (trilobed morning glory), 650 nucleotides long. RefSeq lists its product as uncharacterized. NCBI's taxonomy places the organism in Eukaryota, Viridiplantae, Streptophyta, Magnoliopsida, Solanales, Convolvulaceae. The transcript is spliced from 2 exons. The coding region runs from base 154 to 528 and encodes 124 amino acids. The record is from RefSeq and is a predicted model, not a curated record.